This is a messenger RNA of Mobula hypostoma (lesser devil ray), 14760 nucleotides long. RefSeq names its product ankyrin repeat and SAM domain-containing protein 1A-like. The transcript has 27 exons. NCBI's taxonomy places the organism in Eukaryota, Metazoa, Chordata, Chondrichthyes, Myliobatiformes, Myliobatidae. Gene Ontology annotation, biological process: ephrin receptor signaling pathway. Gene Ontology annotation, cellular component: cytosol. The record is from RefSeq and is a predicted model, not a curated record. The coding region runs from base 102 to 3686 and encodes 1194 amino acids. Gene Ontology annotation, molecular function: ephrin receptor binding.
GGGGGGGGAACGAGUCCUGUGCGCCUGCGCUGACCUUCUGGCUCGGCUGGACGGGGGAUAGCGACGGUGCCUCGGCGAAUCUGUGGCGACCCGACGGGAGCAUGGGCAAAGAGCAGGAGCUGCUUGAAGCGGCGAGGACGGGCAAUGUGGCCGUGGUGGAAAAGUUGCUGAGCGGCAAGCAUCGGUUGUCGGCAGGCGGCAGUGGCGGAACCGUGUCCUUGCCUCAGCUUUCCAACCUUCUCAGUAUUUGGAGAGGGCCAAAUGUCAAUUGUGUGGAUUGCUCGGGAUAUACUCCACUGCACCAUGCUGCUCUAAAUGGACAAAAGGAAGUUGUUGAAAUGCUGCUGAAGAACGACGCCUCCACUAACAUUGCAGAUAAUAAAGGAUGCUAUCCACUUCACUUGGCUGCUUGGAAAGGGGAUGCACAGAUAGUGAGACUACUUAUUCAUCAAGGACCAUCUCAUGCAAAAGUUAAUGAACAGAAUGCUAUUGAGUGCAAAGACCUCAAAAAGUAUGGCCCUUUUGAUCCUUAUAUCAAUGCAAAGAAUAAUGACAAUGAGACAGCUUUGCACUGUGCAGCACAGUAUGGUCACUCAGAUGUUGUAAAAGUUCUUCUUGAGGAACUCACAGAUCCCACGAUGAGAAACAACAAGUUUGAAACUCCGCUGGACCUGGCUGCAUUGUAUGGGAGGUUGGAGGUAGUGAAAAUGCUACUCAUUGCACACCCAAAUCUACUGAGCUGUAACACCAAGAAGCACACACCACUUCACUUGGCAGCAAGAAAUGGGCAAAGAGCAGUUGUGCAAGUCCUUCUCGAAGCAGGAAUGGACAUUAACUAUCAGACAGAGAAGGGUAGCGCACUUCAUGAAGCUGCAUUAUUUGGAAAGACAGAUGUGGUCCAGAUACUUUUAGCUUCUGAAAUUGAUGUUCAUAUUAAAGAUGUGCGUGGGAAGACAGCAUUGGAAAUUGUGAAGGAACAUCCAGCUCAGAAGAGUAAGGAGAUAGCAACUCUUAUUCAAGAUCAUAUAGCAGGAAAAAAGAUCCCAAAGUACACAGAAAAUACUGUUCCAGUGUCUAAAACACACCCAGUUUCCAUUCCUGAGCCUGGUAAUCAACAAUCAGUCGGUGAGGAACAGUUGGAAUUAUGCAAGCUUAUUACAGAAUUUGAAGCCCAGCAAGAGGAGGAAUGCCCAUAUGAGGCUUUGUGCAAUGCAACAUCACACUCCAUUGAAGGGCUGGACAGUUUGAAAGCUCCAGAUGUGGAAGCAAGUUCAGGUCAAGAAUUAAUAAAGGAUUCGGAUGUGAAGGAAACUCGAGAAGACCCUGAAGAGGAUGAGAAUCCCUAUGAAUUUUUACUGACUGCAGAAACAAAGAAAUUAACCCAUUUGGACAACUUCCAAUAUAAAGCAGAGAAUACAGAUGUGACAGCUGGCUCUGCUUCUGUAUCCUCUGAUGUGACAACAAAGCCUGGUCGAACCUUCACCUCUUCUCAGGAUACAGCUCUGCUUGCAUCUAAUGUUAACCAUUCAUUCAAGAGUCAAGAGACCAGCCUCCUAUGUGACCCAUGUCAGAGUAAACCAAACCUAGCACUCAAUCUUAAACCUCCAUCUGUGAUUGUUGCCACAGGUCACAUGAAAAGUGAGAUUGAAUCUCAAGACGUCAACAUUCCUGAACAGUUUUCGGGUCUUCUGCAUGGUUCACCUCCAGUCUGUGAGAUUCAGGAGGAUCCAGUCACACUACUAGCUGCUCUGAGCAAAGGGGGAGUGGAAACUGAAGCGAUGCUAAACAGAGAGUUGCCAGAGAGUCAACAUUGUGCAACAGUGCAAGCUGAGAACGCUGGCAUUAAGAACUCUGCUGCUGCAGACACUGUUGAACCAAAAGGGCAGCAGGUAAUCUAUAGUAACCUUCGUACCAUCAUCAACCAGACGGAACCAGACGUUUUAAUAAGCUCCAGACUUGUCCAACAUAAAGACAUUUUAUUCGGCAAGGGAGUAGAAAAACAGACAUGUACUUUGGGAAGAGUGCGGUUGAGUGGAAAGGAUAAAGUGGACCUUAAAUUAGCAAGAAGUUUGUCAAAAUCAGAUUCAGAUCUCAUUACCCGUUCUCCAUCUGAGGAGGAUAUGCUGGGAAGUCGCAGUGAGUCUCUUUCGAACUGCAGUUCAGUGAAGAAACAGUUAGAAAAAUCGCCAUCCUUUCAGUCAGAAUGGGAGGAGGAAAGCGUUGCAGUUCCCCAGUUGCUAAUGCAUGCAAAACAACAAAUUGAAACAUAUUGCGAGCAGAAGCCACUGCUUCCAAUACCUAAUCUUCGCAGAACUAAGUCUUUGUACAGUAUUGAAAAGAUAAUGACUUCCAUUGGUGCAGGGAUUGACAGUGACUUCAGAAAAGAAUGGCACAGUGCUGCAGGUUCACGGAUAUUGGAGCAGAGUGUUGGGCAAUGGCUUGAGUCCAUUGGAAUGACACAGUAUGAAAGCAAGCUGGUACUGAAUGGAUUUGAUGAUGUGCACUUUAUGGGCUCAAACAUAAUGGAAGAGCAUGAUUUAAGAGAAAUUGGAAUUCAUGAAGCAGGACAUCGACGAAAAAUACUUCAAGCUGCACGUUCUCUUCCAAAGAUUAAACCAUUUGGUUUUGAUGGAAAUAGCAAUGCUUCACUUGUAGGAUGGUUGGAAUCACUUGGUCUACAGAUUUACCAUCAGACCUUUCUGUCCAGUGGGUAUAAUUCAAUGGAUUGUGUGAAAAAUCUCUGGGAACCAGAAAUUAUAAAUGUUCUGAAAAUAACCUUACUAGGUCAUCGAAAACGAAUCUUAGCAUCUCUAGGCGAACGGCCCAAUGAAGAACCACCUCAGAAACCACCAAGAGCUUCACAAUUGAAGGAAGAUCGACGCGAGUCUCGAAUAACACUUCGCCCACCUAGUUUAGCCACACCAUACGCUCCUGUUCAGAAUUGGCAGCACCAGCCAGAGAAGCUUAUUUUUGAGUCCUGUGGCUAUGAAGCUAAUUAUUUGGGUUCCAUGCUGAUUAAAGACCUAAAAGGGACUGAAUCAACCCAGGAUGCAUGUGCAAAGAUGAGGAAAUCUACUGAACAAAUGAAAAAGAUACCAACUAUUUUCCUCUCCAUCACUUACAAAGGCGUAAAAUUCAUUGAUGCAUUUAACAAGAAUAUUAUUGCUGAGCAUGAAAUUCGCAAUAUUUCCUGUGCUGCCCAGGAUCCUGAAGAUCUUUGUACAUUUGCCUACAUCACAAAAGAUCUACAAACAAAUCAUCAUUAUUGCCACGUUUUCAGCACACUUGAUGUAAAUUUAACCUAUGAAAUAAUCCUUACACUAGGACAGGCAUUUGAAGUAGCCUACCAACUUGCACUGCAGGCCCAGAAACCACCUCAGAUAUCUCUUGCCACAGCUGAAGCAGAGUCCACAGAAGUGAGGACAUCCAAGCCAGUCCCCAAACCACGGUCCAGCAUGAGAAAAUCUGCUGUGCAGCCACUUAAUAGCAGAUGCUGUUACUGUCACACGUGCACUACUCACAGGCCUUCGCUUCCUCCUCUACCGCUGCAUUCGUUCAGCCAAGGAGUCCAGAUUGACAACAUUGAUCAAGAUUCUCAAUCACAUGGUGCUGUGGCAUGGAUAACUGACUCUAAGCAGGACUCCAAGAGGACAAUCAGUACAAAGUAUGAAACCACCAUUUUCUGACCACCUGGUGCUCCCACUUCUAUUCCGUGCCUUUGCACUGUGAAUCUGUUCUAUUUCUCCGCUUCCUACAGCGGACACUUAAAGCUGCUUUCACUCUCUUCUCAAAGGGAAACUUCAUACUUGAGCUUCCGAUACUCAACUCUGUAGUUGAAUACAGCUGCCUUCAACAUCUGGUGAUCUUACAGCCAUCUUAAAGCAAAGACUUUGGAAAUUACUUGGAAUCUUACUCCAUAUCUGAACUUUGAAAUACUCUAACCUCCCAGCACUGUGAGCUAUUGCACUGUUAAUCCAUCCAAACGCUACUAAAACGCAUAUGGCAAUGUUGCAUGCAUCAGCAUCUGUUCCAUUUUUUCCACAGCUCUACGUUUUUGAAAGGAGAUGUGUUAGAGCUACUAACCUGGUGAAUUUAAUGAGCUUUAAAAGACCUCAUCUCCUUUUUUAAACAUGCUGUUUAAGAACUUGCUUUCUUAAACUUGUUGAUUUAAACAAUUUCAAAACAUGCCUUAUCCGUACAGUCAUGUAGCUCAGUUAGUUAAACUGGGUGUGAAAGAUGGGGCCCAAAUCAGCCAAAUUGACACAAGAUGACAAAAUGCAGACUUAUUUCUAUGUUCUGAUAUUUUUAGAGUUUCUACAACAUAUUGUAAGUUUGGCCACAAUUUUCUUAUUGUAACUGAACUGGCUAAAUGACCUGUAGCCUCUUUUGACUGAAAUUUUCAUUUCAGAUGUUUGCCUCAGGAUGGGACAUGUGAAAGGAUUAACUUUUCUAAAUCUUUUCUGAUAUUGAAGCGCUUACUGAGCAGAUAUUUAACUUUUUUAUGUGAUCCAAUUCAGUAUUUUCUCUAAGUGAUCAAAGGAUAUUAAAGUUUCAGGGAUCACAUAAAACUGUUCAAACUUUACAACAGUCUAUAUAAUUAAAAGCUGCUUUAUUCAAAAUAUGCAAUACACAAUUUUUCAGGCUCUACAUUACUUAUGUUGUAUAAUACAAAUGAUUGAAUAAUACAGUUUUAUUUUAGGAACCGAAUCAAUGAAAAUUAUUAAGAGUACACUGAAUGCUAGAGUAGUAAAUAGUGGAUGUGAAGUAUUACGUUCAGUAUUUGUAUACACUUCAGUUGUUAUAGUAUGUCAUUGGCAUCAUAUGGAAUUCUUGAUUUACUUUCUCCAUGGUUCAGUUAUUUGAGUAUUUAUCUUUAAUUAGCAGGGCAAAUGGGAAUUUUUUAAUUGCUCUUGUAAACUUAUUCUAUUGCUUUAUUUUCACGUUUUGCUUUGUACUCUGAAGACCUCACUUUCUGAGUGAACCGUGUUUUUUUCAGUACCUGUAAUUGAGAUUAGCAAAACACUUUGCAGAGGUUAUAUGCAUAGUCAGCAAAUCAAUCUGUGUGCAGAAAACUGAUAAGUUAAUAUUUUUAAUUUGUAGAAGGAUCCAUACACAAAAUAUUAAUCUGUUUCUUACAUCCUGAUUCUCCCGCUGAAUUUUUCCAGGAUUUUCAGCUUUUGUUUCUAAUUCGCAGCAUAUUUAGUGUUUCAGGAGUUCUAAUAAUUAACAAAUAUUUGUUAUAAAUUGUUUGUAACAACUGUUCAUUUAUCAUUAGCAUCCAUCCUUGAAAUGGGACAAGUUAUUUCGCCAUAUAACACAGUUUAUAAUGUUGUCAACUCCAGACUUACAAUUUAUCACAAAUUCAACCUUUAGAUAUCUUAAUAAUCCUCAUGAGAAAUGGCUUUCCUUUAAAUAUCGCUAAGUUUGCAAAGAAGAACUAUUCAUCCUUGUUGGAAAUCCUGUAUUGCACUGUACAAGAUAGGCUUGUGCGAGAAAGUUGUCUUAGCCAUUGAUGCCUAAUGAGGUUGUUUCCUGCAUUGAUGCUCUGCCUUUGAAUCCAGUAACACAUUCAGCAAUGUUGUUUGAUAGCAUUUUAAAAGUGCAUUGAUAACAUGUGCAGCAAAGGAGGAGCUGUUAUGACCUUCCAAACUGAUUUCCAAUUAUGCUGCAUAAAAACCAUUCUUGUUGAUCUUGGAGGUCAAGCUGAGUGAGUGUGGUUUGCUGCAGACACUGGACUUUCUGUAGCUUUCAGCCAUUGUGUCUGCUCAUUUUGCUUCCAUGAUAAUUCAUUAUAUGACUUCAUUGGAAUAAUUAAAUUAUUCCCCCCCCCCCCAAAAGUGUCUGGUGAAUCAGUGUGUUGCACGAUUUCACAUUGUACCCCUUCCUUUGACUAUCUGAUGUACUUGUUGGUGAUUUAAACCUAAAGCCUAUGUAUAAUACUCAACUCUCAUUCUUUAUAACCACAAUUAAUUCAGAGAUUGCUGUGGCUUUGUUUGCUUGCCCAAUCAAACGUAAUCACUUCCAUUAGAAUUUCACCUUACUCAGUAUUAGCAAAAUGCAACAGUCCAUUUUGACAUUCACCAGUAAAUGACUCCAGUCCAGCACCUUGUCCAGUAGCUAAUUUGAAAAUGAAUCUUUGUCCUUGCCUGAGCUAAACAACCUACUUCAACUUUUCAUCUUUAUCUACUUUAAAUGUUGACCUUCUGGUGUAUCCCAAUAACGAAAAUAUUUUGGCUAUUUUAUCAUCUUUCAAUUUUUUUUGGCACGGACUUCAGUAAAUUUAUCUUGACACUUUUAUUAUCAAGAGGCAUAUCAUUUUUUAAAUCCACACAAGGAGGUUCUUGGUAUCCAGAUGAGUGAUAUCUCCAAACAUAAUUUUAAAUCCUGUAAAUUAAGGUUCUAUGAUGCUGGAUUACUCUGAAAACUUUUCUGAGAUGGAUAUUUAACUCAGAGCUACUCAUCUUUGAAAUUAUGAUGUUGUGUCAGAAUUCAGGUUGUAAAAGUGACCAUGGAUUGCUCCACCCACCAAUUCCUACUCUGUCCUUCUUUCUACCUUGUAAAGUUCUUCAAGAUACAAUAGAAAAGACUGCUGUUGUUGCUACCGCAUCAAAUAAUCUAAUUCUUUGAAUCUUCUGAUGGAUUCUCGGAAUUUAAUCUUGUACACUAACCAAUAUUUCAGAUGUUUAUCUUGCCCCAGUUUGGAAAAGGUGUCAGAUAUAUAUUGUUGAAAUGCUGAAACCUUACCUUUCUAUUUUGGAAAUGUAAGCAUUCUAUAGAUUAAAAUUUAUCUUUACUGUAAUCGGGGUGUUUUUGAAGUCCAUUAUUAGUUUAAUCAUUUUGUGGUGUGACCCAGGACAUUAAUUGGUGAGUUGAUCCUUCAGAAUUUAUAAGAGGAUUUAGCUCCAGCCAUUUAAUCAUGGAAAAAGCUGAGUCUUGGCAAUAUUGGUAAUCAAACCUCUCAACUUUGUCCCUAUGAUAGUAAAAUAAAACCGGCAUGGUUCAGUGCUGUAGUCUUAUGGUGAGCUAGAAGAAAUCAUGUCUAGAGUUGCAGAAGCCAUAUUUAACAUGUGACUGAUAACUAUUUUAUUGUGUAGGUGUACAUGUGGAUUUGAGCCAGUACUCCACACGUUGUCAUUAAAAAAAAUUCUAUUGUGUAAUGGGAAGGUUGCUACUAAAAGAAGAGGACUAAGUUAGUUUAUUGUAGCUAGUAAAAGGUGUUGUGGCUUCUUGUGGUGGGGAACUGCAGAAUGUGUAAGCUAUUAUUUGUUUUUCUUGAAGUGGGAAAAUUAUUCCAGUCCCCUAUAUGAAAUUGGAUUUACUAUUUAAUAUACAUCACUGGAAGACUUCCCAUAAACAGUAACAGGAUACAAAUAAAACUACAGAUGCUGCAAUCUAAGACUAAACCAGAAAUGUUGAAAGUACUCAACCAGUCUAGCAGCUUCUGUGGAAUUAGAAACCAGUUAAUGUUUUGGUUUAAGGACAAGUUGGUCUUAGUAACAAGUUGAUAGAGAGCAUUCGGUAGAGUAAAGGAAAUGUCUGUAAUACAGUGAUACAAUGGACAGCCAUUGAAUCAACAGUUAAAUUUCUUUGUAAACUUAGGAAGGCACCUCAUUUUUCAUGUGGGAAUGUUGAAGCCUGCAGGACUUGUUAAUGAAUUCUCCAGCUUCUGAUAACUUGCUCUUCAGUUAUAUCAGGACUCUCUAUUUACAAAUGACAUUUCUUCCCCUGCCCCUGAUACAGACACACCAUAUUUAUUGUGGCCUGCACAAUGAUUCCCAGAAAGCCACAUUAGCAACAUGUUCCACUGACAAUGGGUCUUAACUGUCUCAGGGCUGAAUAUUUUUUCUCUGUUACUGGCAUUUUUUUCUACCUUUUGUCCUCCUCCAUUAUCUGUUACUUGGACUAACUAACUUUCUCUCUUUCACAAUUCUGAUGAACUGAAAACAUUUAUCUGAUUUCUCUUUCCGCAGUUGCUGCUUGAUGGGUUGAAUUCUUCCAGUAUUUGUAUUUUUUUCCCAUGACUAUAUAAGGUGGAUGAAACUGAUGCAGGAAAGCCAAUUCAAAAUACAACAUCAAAAAUAAUUACAUUUGCAGAGGCAGCAACAAAAGAUUUUUUAAAAAUCUGUCUGAUUCUAUUGAUAUCUUUAAAUGACUGCUGACUUAAGUGGUGGAGCACAUAGGUUGUUUUGUAAAUAUGUAGUGCCCUUCCACCUGGUUUUCUUAAAUAUAUUUGGUAGCUUUUGGCAGCUAAGAAUGUGUGAUGAACUUGUUUAUUUAUGUAUUUUGGAUUGUCGCAAGUUUAGUAGAUGUUACCAUUCCUUGCUGGUGUAGUAAAAUUAAGUAGGAUAUUGAUCACAUGGAUCAUUUGGGAAAUAACAGCAGUAACCUUAUACUGCAUGUAAAGCUGUUCUGCUGUCUUUGCCAAGGAAUUACUUUUGCAAUUUCAGUUUACCAGAAAUUGUUGUGUGGCUUUUUAUAUAUAUGCACGUUCUGUUUAGGUUGAAUAUUGACAGAAGAUUUUUUCCAUGGAAGAAAAUAGUUAAUUUCUUCUUGGUGGAAACAGUUCAUUGUAAAUGCUGUUGUGCUGAAUGUUCCUGUCAUGUACUUUGGCAAUUUUAUAGUAAUUGAGUUCACUUUACUUGUUACAAUGUUAGUAACAGGAUUUUAAAACAAGGCUUUAGGUGCAAUAAAAAAAUCAGCAUAAGCACAGCCAUAAAUCUUAAUGUUCAUUUUAUAACUUGACAGCAAGGAAGGCUAUACAAUAAUUCAGUUGUUCAGUAGUUCCAUUUAAUAUUGGAGAAUGUAUGCAGUAUCCAACCUGAAAUUCUUACUCUUUGCAGAUAUCCACAAAAACAGAAGGGUACCCCAAAGAAUGAGUGACAGUAAAAACGUUAGAACCCCAAAGCCCCCUCCCAUGCACAAGCAACAGCAAAGCAUUGACCCUGCCCCCUUCCCACUUACUUCAGCAAAAAGCAUCAGCACCCUCCACCCACCAAGCCAAGCAAUAGCAAAGCCCCCCAAGAAAGACCAUGAUCUGCAGUACAACUCUAGUACCAUUGUUAAUUGUUAAGUGCCAGGUAUUAAUUUACUGUGAUGUGCCCAGAAAUUCAGUGGAUGACACUUUUUUUUCCUCACACCUCAUAUAUGAAAUUCCUGGAAUACAGCACAAUUACAAUAGAUUCAGGGUCAAAUCGUACCAUUCCAGAAACUCAACUGGUCAUUGUGAGUCAUAAAUUCCUAUUUCACAUAUAACUGAAUUUCACUUAAGACAUGAGUGUAAUGAUGUCAAGCAUUCUUCACCGAAAGAUUUAUGGAAGAAAAAAAAUACCUCUCAUUGUUCUGUAGUAUGCUUGUCUUUGAGAGCUCUCAGCCUAAUUGGCUGUAUUAUUUGCUAGGUUCUUAUUGAGAUCACCUCCGCAUGAAGGUGUUUUCUUACCUGUUUUCUUUCAAGUUGUCAAUCUGCUGUUUAUCUGGACUGAAUGCUGAAUUAACCUGAAAUAACUCCUGCACCAUCUUUUCUUUCCAACCAAUUAUAGCCCCUAAUCUUUUCCCUAUUACUCAUCACCAAACUUUACCACCAACAGUUAUGAUCUAAGGAUGUCAACUCACUGAUCCUUGCCCUAGCAGGUGGAGGGAGGAUCCCAGUUCACUGACUCCGGAACUGAUCUAUUUACAACUUGCUAUCAACUCCCAACUUUUACAAUUUGUAGCCUUUCCUGUUUGCAUCAUCAGGUUGCAGCCUCAGACAGACUUGGCUCCGUAUCAAAUACCUUGCUUACAUGAAUGGUUGCAUGACCAAGAUGAUCAUUGGAUCAUGUUCUCUGGCUUUUACAGUCAACCUUUACUAAUCCGACUACCUGUAAUCCAGCUCCUUCGAUAAUUCGGCACUGAUUAUGCUUAAUGUGAUUCUUCUGUAAUUCAGCAUCUUCACUAAUCCGGCACUCCUCAGGUCCUAAUGGUGUCGGAUUAUUGAAGGUCGACCUGUAUUUCACUUAAGUCACCAAUGAGUUUCUAAACCCUGAACAUCUGUUAGAUUGAUUAUAUGAAAUGAUUGUACACUUGUAUCAUUCGACGGUAAUGAGGAGAUUGGUCAAGGUAGUGUGUGUUGUGGAAUGAAAUCAAAGACUGAUGUGUCAAUAGCCAAGUCUCAAUUGAUAAAUUGUUUGAAGAGCUUAUUCCAAUGUGCACUGCUGUUUCUAACCACAUAAAUCCUCACCCUUCCUUGGCUCUAAGAAGGGUAAGCCUUGGAUAUCUGGGCUGUGAAUGUCUUCACAGCACUAAAGUCCAUCCACUAAUUAGUUUACCUCCUGUGUUCUUUCCAUCCGCCAUCUGUUGGACACAAGGGAUUUGAAUCGGACCUCAGGAGAUUAUUAGACCAACGUGAGAUUAAAAAGGCAUAUGGCAGAAGUUUAAAGCUCUUCAAUCCAAUGGUGCAGCUUUAAAACUUAGCAGAGGGUAUGCAUUCACAAAUUCAAGGCCUCAUCUCCCAAUAUCAGAAAAGAGGAUAUGCCUGGGAUCUCAAGAAAGGAGUCAUCUGUUCUUACAGUAACUUCAGAGAAUCUGUUUCUUGUCUGCUGGAGGGAAAGACAUCACGAAGAUCCUCACCCAAAACCUCCAGAAGAGCUGCUCUGUAUAUUUCCUCUAUUAAGAGACACAAUCUACAUUUGAUAACUCAAAGGAAUAUCAAGAGUAGUAUCAACCAUAAAACAUUGCACUUUUUUUAAUCGUUACCUGGAUUGUCUUGGACUCUCAGUUGGAAGAACCCUUCUUGAAUUUAGAUGCCCUCAGAAAUUUGUCUGCAUUUUCUACAGGCCCAUUCCUUUUGCAGGCUGUGUUCUAGCUAGGCUGUGUCAUUGCGUAAUCUUUUUCUCAUUCUUUCUUGGCACAAUAUUCUACCUCAGCUCCAACAGGCUUCCCACUGGAGUGAAGCCAAUCUACAAAAUGAAUGGGAACUAUUCACCCUAUGUUGUUGUACUCCAGUAAGAGCAUCACACAAUUUCUGCUGUCACGCUACAGGACUCUGCUCAUGCUUCUGCACAUUCAGAGGCUGAACUCCAAGUCACCAUCAAUUUGCUCACUGAGAUGUAGUAGGGAAUGUUUCAUACAUUCAGUAUCUGCAAAACAAAGAUCCUCCUACUGUUUCCAAACAGUGAUGAAUCAUGGUUAUACCUUGGAAAACAUAGAUCACUUAACAAACCACGUAAGUGCCUCUCAAUGAAGGUAUACAAUUCAACACCUCAUCCAAUGUCUGAGAACAGCUAUUAUUGCCAUCCCCCUGUAUGCUUCUGAGGGCACUCAAAACACAGGAGAGGUACUAUCAAGCAGUCCUGAUACGUUGUUUCCAGCUGAAAUAUCACCCAAUUCCUUUCCUCCCACAGAUAUCCUCCAGCAGGUUGUUUGAUACCAUCAGUACUGUUCAAAAUUCUACAAAUCAACUGCAAGGGUACGCAAAGCAAUGCUUACAUCCUCUUCCAGGCAACAUCCCAAGUAGAAAAGGUUCUAACCACAUUCAGCAACGUCUGAUGGUUGGACAACUUUGUUCACAUGCACACCAGACUUUCAAAAUGUAUGCUUCAUUAUGAACUAACCAUGCCAAAAGAUUUCCUGCAGGGCAGAACACUAAGUAUUCUUCAUGUGCAUCAUUUUUAUUGAACACCUGUUACAUAAGUGGAGAUUGACAAGCCACCUCAAAUGUGUCAUCUGUACUAGUGUGGAACUGCAGUCUUGAUGGCUAUCUGUACUUUUCUCUUGCUAAAACUGCCUUUGUGUAGUGUCGCAGAGCAUUCCUGUUUGGCUUAAUUGCAUUUUACAUCUCCUAAUCACAGUCUCCAGUCCCAGCCCGCUUCCCCCAAUAACACUGAUAAACAGGUGCAAGUAAUGAGCCAGUUUCAGAUCAGUAUAUAUUUCUGUUGUUAAUAUUUUAAUUGUUACUUGGAAUUGAACUAAGGUUACAUGAAGAUGGUGUCACUGAAAAACGUAAUGUUGAAGGUGGAAAAUUGUUUUGUUGAGGUUUAGAGAGAUACAUCAUCAACCUGCCUCUGCAGCUCACCAAAUCUGCACUGACCAUCAGGCAACCAUUUAACUAAAUCCUAUCCCGUGGCAUCUUUUUCUCACUGUUUUUGCAUCAUCAAGGUGCCCCAAGAUUCUGCCACUCAUCUACACACAGGGGAGGGGGCAGCGGAGCAAUUUACAGUGGCCAAUUAACCUACCGACUCGUAUGUUUUUGUCUUUGAAAGCAAACCAGAGGAAACACAACAGACAGAAGGUAAGUUCACACAUGUCACUGGAGGUCAGCAUUGGACCUAGGUUUCUGAAGUUCUGAGGAAGCAGCUGUACAAGCUGCCCUGCUCCACAGCUCACCAUGUUUAUUGUCCUUUACACUUCAUUUUCCCUCAUUAGGCACUUUCACUGUUUCUUGGCUGCAUCAUAGGAUAGUUAUUUAGCAUCAGAUCUUCAAGAAUAAAACCAUCAUGGCUAUUCUCACUCUCAAAAAAAUCUCACCUACUUCCUCAGGCUAGAGCAUUCAAUUCUGUUGAUAAUCACAUGUUUUAUCAUCUUAUUUUAAAUUACACAGGUCAAACCAUUAAAUUUUCUACAAAAAAAAGGUUGCCACUGAUAAUCCAGAAACAGUAAAAAGUUUUGUUAAUGCAUUGUUUAUAUAUAAUUUAUACUGAUUUACAUGGUGCUCAAAGUAAGCUUAAGCCAUAUUUCAUAGAAUAAAAACUCAAUUUCAUAGAAACCAUGUUAAGAUUAAGAUUGAACUCAGCCUUCAAUAUAUAUAGUAAGUGAAUCUACAAGAUAGCACAAGGGCUCUGAAAUAAAGCGGUUUUUACAUGUGAGAUAAACUCGAAAAUUGGAUUCCUUUUAUUGCCGAUCACUAAUGCCUUCAAUCAGGAAUGCUAGUUUAGGCAUUCAGUUGGCAAUUGUCAAUAAUUCUGUAAAAUUGAUUAUAAAAUGAGGCUGUUAAAAGUAAAAUGUACUUUUUGGAAGGGAAGUGAAAAAUACCUUUUUUGCUUUGUUGAAAUUAGGAAUUAAUAAUCUCUGUUCUUUAGCAAGAAAAUAUUAAUUACUUGUGCCCCAUAUUUUGUGUCGACUUCUAUUGUCUCUUCUGUUGAUUACAUUUCUGUACUAAUCUGUAAUUUUUCAUUGAUUGUAAUGGUGAAGCAUUGCCAUACUGUGAACCAGUUCCAUAUAAUCGGCUCAUCUGAUUUUUUUGGUUUAAGUAUUAGGACUGCUUUAUUCAACUUAAUGAUUUGCUGAAGCACACCCAAAAAGUAGUUUUGGGGGUGAGAAGAAAUUGACACAAGAUUGUUGGUCAUUUCUGCAAAGGCAUUGCAUUGGCUUAGCAGAGAAAAUAAUGUGGGUUGACUUAAAUCAUUCAAAUUGUAAGCAACUUGAGUGAAUACAUCUAAUUUAAUUCUGUGCUUAUAUGUCUUGAUUCUGUGUAACCUUCAAUACAUUCACAUUACAUUUUUUCCUUUUCAUUUUGUGCCCCAUUCUCUGACUGUCAAUGUGAUCCAGCUUCAUUUCUGAGCCUUUCCUGCUAAUGAUAUCUAAAGGCUAGUUCAGUGAGUAAAUUGCCCUCAUGUCUCAUGUCUUGAUUAUUAUCUCUCAGAUAAAGUAACCUUAUCUGUGGCCUUUGGCUAGAAAACAUUGAUUUCUAUCACCUUUUCACUCAUCUGAAAGAUCAGAUGAUUAUUUUCUUUCUGACUUUAAACUUUCAUUCAAGCAUUGAUGCAGGUUUUGCAUUCUGAAUAUCAAACAGUUUUAACAGCAAAUAAGUAUGUUGAGAGACUGUUACUCUACUCUCAUGAAUUUGGCAUUAAAGUCCAUGUAAAGCAGCAAGGUGCUAGACUUGUGCACAACUUAACAUAACAGAACGUAGAUCUGAUGCAAUCAGGCAGAAGUGAAUUUUAACACCAGACAUUACUUUCAACGCUGAAAAUUUAGCUUAACAAAUACAGAAUUUCCUUCACAAGUUUAGUUAUUCUUGGAGCUGAAAUGCUUUCUGAAUUUUUUUCUGGAACACAUCAUUUAGAAUUGACAAUUUUUGGUCUAAUCAAUUCUGGUUUUUAUCCUUCAGUCUAUUGAGAAGCUGAAUGUUUCUUCUUCUGCUCACAAUUUCUACAGAUUCCCUAGAGAGUAUCACACCAGAUCAAAUAACUGGUGAGAAUAAGUUAAACUGUCCGUGAGCAGAUAUUAAUAUACUGAACAGUGAGCACUAUUUAUUUGUUGAGUGUAACAUUCAUACUUGAGUAAGUUACAGUUAAGAUUGUAAAAAAUUAUCUUCAGGUAGAAAAGAAGAGAAAUUGCAUGCCAUCUAAUAGUCUCAAAAUAUUCAAUAUGAAUCAGACUAUGUGAUACAGUAUGCCUUUGGUAAUGGGAUGCACUUCCUUGGGCAAAUCCAAUUUUAACCAGCUUUUAAUGCAUUUAAGAUGAAAUUGUCUCAAUUUGGCUGUUGGGAUCAGUUAAAUCAGAUUUAUUCCUUUCUGUUUCUUUUUUUUAAAGUGCCUAAAAGCUUUGCUGAGUAGCUAUGUUCUACCUAUUCCAUUUACUCUUUCAAUUCUUCUUUCUAAUCUGCAAUGCCACGUUGGCCUAAAAUGUGUUCUUAAAUUAAUUGCUUUAGAAUGCACAAAAUAUUCAGGAUUCCUACAUGGUUAUUUGUAGCCUUCUUUUGUGGAAAUUGUUGUAUUGUCUGGAACAUCCAAGUUCAGUCACUGUUUAAGUUUAACAUCACAUACAUUUUUCUUUUUGUUUUAA